Messenger RNA from Cyanistes caeruleus (blue tit), 2479 nucleotides. Lineage: Eukaryota; Metazoa; Chordata; Aves; Passeriformes; Paridae. The record is from RefSeq and is a predicted model, not a curated record.
CCUUCCUUCCCAUCCGGAGAAUCAAGGCUGCUCUGCAAGUUGACUAAUUGUUACCUGGCCAACGAUAACUGCCUGGAUGGAGGAAAGGCUUGGCUUAAUUCUCUUUUCCGCUUUGCGUUGCUCCAGUUUUUUGGGGUUUCUUUUUCAGAAAAAGUUGGAUCGACUUGAACCUUUUUAAAACGCUGGGGUUGUUGGAGUGGUUGAAUUUUUCCUGGCUUUGAGUGAGAAAUUCAGAAGACUGAAGCCCAGGCUCACUGUCUACCUUUCACGGAGGCCCAGCCGUGAGAGGACAGAAGAAGGCACGUGGCGAAUCAUGACAGCAGACAAGGAGAAAGACAAAGACAAAGAGAAGGACAGGGACCGGGACCGGGACAAGGAGCGGGACAAGAGGGACAAGGCGAGGGAGAGCGAGAACUCGCGGCCCCGGCGCAGCUGCACCUUGGAGGGAGGCGCCAAGAACUACGCGGAGAGCGACCACAGCGAGGACGAGGACAAUGACAACAACAGUGCCACCACCGAGGAGUCCACCAAGAAGAGCAAAAAGAAACCCCCCAAGAAGAAGUCCCGCUACGAGAGAACCGACAACGGCGAGAUAACGUCCUUCAUCACCGAGGACGACGUGGUGUACAGGCCUGGAGAUUGCGUUUAUAUCGAAAGUCGCCGGCCGAACACGCCCUAUUUCAUCUGCAGCAUUCAAGACUUCAAACUGAGCAAGAGGGACCAUCUGCUGAUGAAUGUGAAGUGGUACUACCGCCAGUCCGAGGUGCCUGACUCCGUGUACCAGCACCUGGUGCAGGACAGGCACAAUGAGAACGAUUCUGGACGGGAGCUGGUGAUCACAGACCCGGUGAUCAAGAACCGUGAGCUCUUCAUCUCUGACUACGUGGACACCUACCACGCUGCUGCCCUCAGAGGGAAGUGCAACAUCUCUCAUUUCUCUGACAUAUUUGCUGCUAGAGAGUUCAAGGCACGAGUGGAUUCAUUUUUCUACAUCCUGGGCUAUAAUCCAGAGACAAGGAGGCUAAACAGUACCCAAGGUGAAAUCAGAGUUGGACCCAGCCACCAGGCCAAGCUCCCUGACCUGCAGCCGUUCCCUUCCCCGGACGGGGACACGGUGACACAGCACGAGGAGCUGGUGUGGAUGCCAGGAGUCAACGACUGUGACCUGCUGAUGUACCUCAGGGCAGCCAGGAGCAUGGCAGCCUUUGCAGGGAUGUGUGACGGGGGAUCCACGGAGGAUGGAUGCGUGGCUGCCUCCCGGGACGACACCACCCUCAACGCCCUCAACACGCUACAUGAAAGUAACUACGAUGCUGGAAAAGCCCUGCAGCGCUUGGUGAAGAAACCUGUGCCAAAGCUGAUUGAGAAGUGUUGGACUGAAGAUGAAGUGAAGCGGUUUAUUAAGGGGUUGAGGCAGUACGGCAAGAACUUCUUCCGAAUCCGAAAGGAGUUGCUUCCCAAUAAGGAGACCGGAGAGCUGAUCACCUUCUAUUACUACUGGAAGAAGACCCCUGAGGCGGCGAGCUCGCGCGCGCACCGGCGGCACCGGCGCCAGGCCGUGUUCCGCAGGAUCAAAACCCGCACGGCCUCCACGCCGGUCAACACCCCCUCCAGACCCCCCUCCAGCGAGUUCUUGGACCUGAGCUCGGCCAGUGAAGAUGACUUUGACAGCGAGGACAGCGAGCAGGAGCUGAAGGGCUACGCCUGCCGCCACUGCUUCACCACCACCUCCAAGGACUGGCACCACGGCGGCCGAGAGAACAUUCUGCUGUGCACGGACUGUCGCAUUCACUUCAAGAAAUACGGGGAGCUGCCGCCCAUCGAGAAGCCCGUGGACCCCCCACCCUUUAUGUUCAAGCCUGUGAAAGAGGAAGAUGAUGGCCUCAGUGGGAAGCAUAGCAUGAGGACACGGCGGAGUCGAGGCUCGAUGUCGACCCUACGCAGUGGCAGGAAGAAGCAGGCAGCCAGCCCCGAUGGCCGGGCCUCCCCCAUCGCCGAGGACGUGCGCUCCAGCGGCCGCAACUCGCCCAGCGCCGCCAGCACCUCCAGCAACGACAGCAAGGCCGAGUCGGUGAAGAAAUCCACCAAGAAGAUAAAAGAAGAGGUGUCUUCUCCUCUCAAGAACUCCAAGAGGCAGCGGGAAAAGGCAGCAUCUGACACGGAAGAACCUGACAGGUCCAAUGCCAAAAAAUCCAAAACUCAAGAGAUCAGCAGGCCCAACUCCCCCUCGGAGGGCGAGGGCGAAGGCGAGAGCUCCGACAGCCGCAGCGUCAACGACGAGGGGAGCAGCGACCCCAAGGACAUCGACCAGGACAACCGCAGCACGUCCCCCAGCAUCCCCAGCCCCCAGGACAAUGAGAGCGACUCGGAUUCCUCCGCUCAGCAGCAAGUGCUGCAGGCGCAGCCCCAGGUGCUGCAGGCCCCGAGCGGCUCUGCCCAGGCUGCCGCUCCCACCCCGCCGGCGCCGGCCCCGCUGCCG